AUGGCAUCAAUGCAGUCUUUCGCUUAUUUGCUAACUUUGCUAACUUUCCUUUUGAAGGUCAAUGCUGUUACUAUCUGUAACGCGACCCAAUCAUGUCCAGAAGAUCUUCCAUGUUGUUCCCAAGGUGGGCAAUGUGGUACUGGUCAAUAUUGUUUGGGUAGUUGUAACCCAUCCUUCUCUUUCAACAUUGAUUCAUGCAUGCCGCUACCUAUCUGUAAAGAUUCAUCCACGAAAUUUGACAAUUACUCCUCCAAGAUCCUAAAUGAAUAUACAUUUUUAGGUAAUGUUAGUGCAGCAGACUGGCUUUACUCAGGUAACAUCAUUGAUUACGCUGAUGAAAACAGUUUGAUCUUGGCUAUGCCAAAAAACAGUGGUGGUACCGUUUUAACAUCAACUAGAGCAGUUUGGUAUGGUAAAAUCACCGCCAGAAUGAAGGCUUCUCAUUUAGGUGGUGUCAUUACUGCGUUUAUCUUAUUCUCUGGUAUUCAAGAUGAAAUUGAUUUUGAAUUUGUUGGUGCUGAUAUUGAAAAAGUGCAAACUAACUACUAUUGGCAAGGAACUUUGAAUUAUAAUCAUAGUACUAACAUUACGGUCGAUGAUGUGUUUGACGACUACCAUACUUAUGAAUUAGACUGGCAUGAAGAUUAUAUUACAUGGUCUGUUGAUGGGACCAUUGGUAGAACUCUUUAUAAGAAUGAAACUUAUAACUCAACUACUGAUACAUACCGUUUCCCACAGACGCCAUCUCAAGUCCAUCUUUCCAUUUGGCCAGGUGGUAACGCAACCAAUGCUCCAGGUACUAUUGCUUGGGCAGGUGGUGAAAUCAACUGGGAUGCUCCAGAUAUUAGUGAUCCAGGUUACUAUUACGCUAUUGUUAAUGAAGUUAAUAUAACGUGCUACGACCCACCAAUUUUUGCCAAGAAGAAUGGUACAAAGGCUUACAAAUAUACAAAUUCUGAUAAUUUCUUGGAAAAGAGCAUCAUGAUUACUGAUGAUGAGGUUAUGUUAGGCUCUGAUGAAGCCACAGGUAAUAAUAUAACUGAAGGUGUUACCACUUCAUCUAGCUCCUCGUCGUCAUCUGCUUCUUCUUCGUCUUCUUCAUCAUCAUCAGCAAAGAAGACAAGUAGUGCAUCCACAACAGGGAAGACAUCUUCCGGUUCUAGUGGUUCAUCCACAAGCACAUCCAGCUCCUCAUCUUCCUCUUCCUCAUCCACAAAUUCUAAGAACGAUGCUCCUGUCUUGAGCAAUAUCAACAUUGUAACUGUUUUCAGUUUUAUAUUUGGUCUUCUUAUUUAG
Molecule: messenger RNA, 1296 nt
Organism: Naumovozyma castellii
Lineage: Eukaryota; Fungi; Ascomycota; Saccharomycetes; Saccharomycetales; Saccharomycetaceae
Gene: UTR2
Product: chitin transglycosylase UTR2
Exons: 1
Coding region: 1-1296 (431 amino acids)
Source: RefSeq, a predicted model, not a curated record